UGGUCUUCCAAACUCAGAAGGCUGUGGAGGGCAGCAGUACGCUCUACAGUGUACAGUCUGCCAGAAACUCAUAAGAAGAAGAAGAAGAUGAUGUUGAUGAUGUUUGUGUAUCAAAGUCCAGCUACAGCUGAGUGAGUGGAUCGACAUGGAGCAACAGAAGAAGAAGAUCCUGUGUGUGGGUCUGGUUUGUCUGGACAUUAUCAACGUGGUCGACAAAUACCCAGAAGAAGACACUGACAGCAGGUGUUUGUCGCAGCGUUGGCAGCGAGGAGGAAAUGCUUCAAACUCCUGCACCGUGUUGUCGCUACUCGGAGCUCCCUGCAGCUUCAUGGGCUCAUUGUCUGCUGGACCUGUGGCCGAUUUUAUUUUGGAGGACUUUCAGAAAUUCCACAUUGACGUGUCUCUGGUUUCUGAGCAUGCUCAGUGUGUCCUUCCAGCCUCUGUGGUCAUCAGCAACAGCACCACAGGAAGUCGCACCAUCCUCCACAUGAACAGUUUCAUCAUGGCUGAUUUCAUGAGCUAUGAUGUCGAUGUCUCGUCCGUGUUCUGGAAAGACAAAGGUCAAACUCCGUGUGCAUGUUGCGUGGUUUGCCCGUCCACUGGAUCUCGCACCGUCGUUCUCUCGGACAUGAACCUUCCUGAUGUCACAGCUGCGGAUUUUCCAAAAGUCCAGCUCAAUGACUUUAAGUGGAUCCACUGGGAGGGCAGAAACGCUGAAGAGCAGCUGAAGAUGAUCCAGCAAGUAACGAUGUAUAACAGCACGUUACCUAAGCAACAGAGGAUUACUGUCUCCGUGGAGAUAGAGAAGACCAGAGAGCCGCUUUAUCAGAUGUUUCCUCACGGCGACGUGGUGUUUGUCAGUAAAGACGUCGCUCAACACUUUGGCUUCCAGUCGGCUGAAGCUGCUGUGAGAGGAUUUUACAGCCGAGUUAAAGACGGGGCUGUCCUGGUCUGUGCCUGGGCAGAGAAGGGAGCAGAUGCUAUGGGUCCUGACAGUGUCGUCGUUCAUUCAGAUGCGUUUCCUCCAGAAACUCUGGUCGAUACGCUCGGAGCCGGGGAUACUUUCAACGCUGCCGUCAUCUACACACUAUCCAACGGGGGAAGUUUGCAAGACGCUCUGACCUUUGGCUGCAGAGUUGCUGGCGGGAAGUGUGGUUUCCAUGGUUAUGACGGCAUCAGUAAAUAUAUCAAAGUUGAGUGACAGGAAGGAUAAAAACCGUGAUAAUUCCCUGUGGUUUAAUGAUGAAAAACUUACAUUCAUUAUUAAUAAGGUGUUGAUUUCAAAGUUAAACUUUAGAAAAUCUGACAAAUCUGUUUAUCCCAUCAACAUGCGAAAGAGCUGUUUACAAGACUGAACUGAGUAACUGAUAAAAUAGCUGAGUUUAAUAGAAACUUAUUAAUAAUCAUGUACAUGCUGUACAUAUUUAUUGAUACUACUUGACAAUGAACCAAUAACAAGCUGCUAAUUAAAUGAUUGUUAUAUGUGAAUUAGUCAGUGACUUAAAAUGACACUGACACAGUUUGAUGCUGUUUUUGUUUUUUUACCUAAUGACUAUAAAAUCUGCCAGAUUGAUCAAUAAACGACGACAAAUUCA
This is a messenger RNA of Scophthalmus maximus (turbot), 1595 nucleotides long. RefSeq names its product ketohexokinase (gene khk). Gene Ontology annotation, biological process: fructose metabolic process. The coding region runs from base 146 to 1201 and encodes 351 amino acids. NCBI's taxonomy places the organism in Eukaryota, Metazoa, Chordata, Actinopteri, Pleuronectiformes, Scophthalmidae. Gene Ontology annotation, molecular function: ketohexokinase activity. The record is from RefSeq and is a predicted model, not a curated record. The transcript is spliced from 9 exons.